AUGAAUAAAUUGGCGAACGUGCGACACUGGUCCGAGAGGAUGAGUCCCAAUUUUGGGAUGGGCCGACCCAACAUGCCCAUGAACGGCCUCAAUCCCCAUCCCAAGAACGCCGCCCAACCCGGACCCUCGAUCAGCUCACCGCAUGCCGCCGAUACAACGAUCCAUUGCUGCUUCAACGUCCCAUUCUCCUCGGACCUUGCUGGCCCCAACACUGAGGACAUUCUCCAUGCAACCACAGACGCUGUCCUUCGCUGGACGCACCCGGAAGACGCGCCCGACGAUGUCCAGGUCCACGAACUGCCCGCCCAUGCCGAGGGACUCAAUAGCCUGCGAAGGCUGUGUGGGGAGCUGUCUAGCGGACCCCUUCCGGUUGAAGCAUACGUUUUGUGCACGUCCACCGGCAGCCCAAAGGGCCAGCAGAUCGUCACAGUUUGUCUAACUGGUUCGCCUGACUUGGUCCACAAGAGCCGAGAGGCCAUCUACAACGACACCCCAAUCUCACUGCGCUGCACUACGAUUGAUGUUGAUGGUAACCUCGUCUGUGACCUCGACGCUGGAAAACUGCGAGAUUCGGUGACUGAAACGCUGGACUACAUCUCGGCAUACUGCGGAGUCGACAUCUUCUUGCUUGGCCCUAAGCUUACGCCCAUGGUCGAUGGAAUGAGCGGGGAUGCAGAAACCCGAAUGGAUCAGCGGUGGAGAGUUGCAAUCUAUGGUGACCCUCUCUCCUCAGAGCAUGCCAAGGCCAGGGUCCUGAUCCAUAUUGAUUCUCUGCUCGGCCGCUUGGCUGAUACCGUGAAAGUCGACCAGUCCUUGCACCAGAUCAUCUGCGGUCGCCACAGGAAAAACAUCAAGCUCAUCGAGUCAUCCACUGGCACAGCGAUCUAUUUCCCGCCGUUAUUCUCCCAGAUGUACAGAUAUUGCCCGCCGAACGCGAGCCGACGUGAUCCCAACGAUAUUUACAUUACGGGGGAAACACCUCAGGCGAUCCGAUUGGCGAAGGAGAAGAUUCACGAGACGGUCACCAGGAUUCGUUUGUACAUCAAAGAUGUUACAAUCCCUGCCGCCAAGAUUGACAGCAUUCUGCUUGACCGAACCGACAAGGUCCGCAAAAUUCUCGAAGCAAACGGUACUUACAUCAUGUUCCCGGCCCUGGGCACGCAACGAACUACCGUCCGUGUGCAAGGAAACGAAGGUCUCCCUGUCGAGCGGACAGUCCGAGAGCUCAUGACUCUGGCUGGCCAAUUCUACGCCGCUGGCUGGUACAUCCAGCUUGAACCUAGGCAAUUGCCGAACCCAACAGACCUCAGGACCAUGCUUAGCGAAAUCUGUGCGAACUCUGGUGCUGAUGUGGUUUUUGACAAGCUCAGCUUCAAUUUCACAGGAUCCGACGACUCUGUGAAAGCUGCUCUCUCUGUUCUCUCAGAGAUCAAAUUUGUUACCCACUCACAGUAUCAGAUUCGUGUUAAGAUUGAGCUAGCCAAUGAGCACAAGGAAUUCGUUAGUGGCAAGAAGAAUGGAAAGAUCAACAAGAUCAUGGGCCAGAGCAAUGUUCAAAUCAUUUUCGACGGUUUCAAUGAGUACAACUUCAACAUCGAUGUGAUGGCUGCUGCCUAUGAAUCAAUGAAGCAAGGUCUCUCUUUGGUGGAACAAGAAAUGCCUGCAUCAAUCUCCUUCCAUGUCCCGGACCAGUACCACAAGCGGAUUAUUGGCAUUGGGGGCCAGCAUAUUCAGCGAAUCAUGAAGAAGCACUCCGUCUUUGUCAAGUUUUCCAAUGCUAUGGAUCGAGGUGGUAUGGGACGAGAGGAUGAUGACAUCAAGGUCGACAACGUCAUCUGCCGCACUCCCGCCCGUAACGCUCAGAACCUUGAUGCUGUCAAGAACGAGAUUCUUGAGAUGGUCGACCGAACUGAUUCCGAAUACACCUCGCAGAUUGUCAAUGUUGAUCGACUCUACCAUCGGCAGCUCAUCGCUCGUCUGCCCGAAAUCGACGAGCUUGAGCAAAAGUUCAACUGCAAAAUUAGUUUCCCGAGCACGGAGCAAGCCAGUGAUGAGGUUACUGUCACAGGUCCUCAAUGGCAGGUUCCACACUGCGUCGACGAGUUUUUGGGCAUGGUUCCAGACAAGCACGAACUCGUUCUUUCAUGCAAUGAAGAAUUGGCUAAAUUCCUUGAGAGCCCUCAGUUUACCACCGAACUAGUCGAAAAACUCAAGUCGCAGUACGAGGUGGACCUCACAGCCCGCCAAGAGAAACCCGAGACACCCGACGUUGCUCCUACAGUUCAGCUCUCCUGGGGUUUUACUCGGAACAAUGCAGGUGGUCUGCGAGAUGCAGUUGAUUUUCUUAUGAGCCAGUUCACGAACUCAGGACUCGACAUCACGGUUGUCAAGGGUUCACUUCCUCGACCCAAGUCGGACUCGUUUGAAGAUUCUCUUCAGUAUUUCGAUUCGAAACUCUUGCAACAUGCUCCGUCGGUUUCCAGCGACUCUCCGGUCAAGGCUGCGUUUGGUGACGAAAUUGCCCGUGAGCGCAGUGGUAUUCUCGACCGCUUGCGAAAGCCUGGAAGCAUGACUUCGAUUUCAUCAUUCCUCGAUCGGCGCAAGAACAGUUCUCGCUCCCCUAAUGGCAACUUCUUCAAAGGCUCGAGCAACGUGUCCAAGUCAUCACUCAUCUCAAUCGAGUCCGCUCGCAGCUUCAAUGCGGACCGCAACCCCUGGAAUGACAGCGGCGUGAAUCUUCCAGAUGACGACAAUCCAUGGGCUCCUCGGCCUCUUGGGAACCAUGGCGACAACAAAUUGGCAAUCCCCAUCCCUGGUGAUGCUACACCACGCCACCAUACCCGCAUUUCUGGCGAUAGCGGGCGCCCUUCUACAUCUCAUUCUAUGAAUUCAGGAUACCCCGGCUCAAUUGGGCCUUUCCGUUAG
Molecule: messenger RNA, 2925 nt
Organism: Clonostachys rhizophaga
Lineage: Eukaryota; Fungi; Ascomycota; Sordariomycetes; Hypocreales; Bionectriaceae
Source: the annotation of a GenBank genome assembly